UUUUUUUUUAAUUAUUUAUUUAUUUAUUUAUUUAUCUUCUUUUUCCAUUUAUUUAUUGUUUAAUAUGUCUUUGGCUAAAUCCUUUGCUCAAUUAAAUAUUCAGACUCGUAGCUACGUUUCUCUUCGUACUCUUCACCCCAAAAAGUUCACAAGUAUUUUAUCAAAUGUUCCUGCUAAACCCCGUAGUGCUUGGCAAAUCUUUCUCCGUGAAAACAUUUCAGAUUUAAAGAAUUCUAAUGAAAAAGUUGAUAUUAGAUCAGUUACUAAAGAAUUAAGUGCUAAAUGGAAAGCACUUGGUGACGGUGAAAAACAGAUUUAUCAACAAAAAUUUCAACAAGAAUCAAAGGCUCAUUUAGAUGCCUACCAUGCGGCUAUUAACAAUGCUUCAUCUGAAGAACUUCGUCGAGAAAAUGUAUUAAGAAAGAAGUAUAAAUUAAAUCUUUUAAAGGAUCCUAGACAGCCUAAACGUCCAAUGAGUGCCUUUUUGUAUUUCAUUGAACAUCUUCGUGCUACCAAUGACCCUCUUAUUAAGGAUGCUCGUGUUUCAACUCAAGCAGUUGAAGCUGCAAAGAGAUUUAGGCAAUUAAGUGAAAGUGAAGCAAAGGUUUUCAGGGAUAAAGCAGAAGCCGCUAAACAGCAAUACCGUAUUGAUAACGAAAAAUUUUUAAAUGCUUCAAACGCUUAAAUGAUAAUAAUAAAAUUGAUUUCUUUUUAAGUAUUUAAAA
This is a messenger RNA of Cokeromyces recurvatus, 725 nucleotides long. RefSeq lists its product as uncharacterized. The record is from RefSeq and is a predicted model, not a curated record. NCBI's taxonomy places the organism in Eukaryota, Fungi, Mucoromycota, Mucoromycetes, Mucorales, Mucoraceae. Bases 65 to 685 code for a protein of 206 amino acids. The transcript has 4 exons.